This is a messenger RNA of Postia placenta MAD-698-R-SB12, 734 nucleotides long. RefSeq lists its product as hypothetical. Gene Ontology annotation, biological process: translational elongation. The transcript has 5 exons. The record is from RefSeq and is a predicted model, not a curated record. NCBI's taxonomy places the organism in Eukaryota, Fungi, Basidiomycota, Agaricomycetes, Polyporales, Adustoporiaceae. Gene Ontology annotation, cellular component: eukaryotic translation elongation factor 1 complex; cytosol. The coding region runs from base 1 to 633 and encodes 210 amino acids. Gene Ontology annotation, molecular function: translation elongation factor activity; guanyl-nucleotide exchange factor activity.
AUGUCUCUCGAUCUCGCAAAGCUCGAAGCUCACCUGGCUACCAGGUCGUACGUUGAGGGGUACACGCCCUCGCAGGCGGAUGUUCAUGUCUUCAAAGGCAUCAAUGAGGCCUCAUUAUAUCCCAACGUCACCCGCUGGUACACCCACGUCAAGUCAUAUGUGUCUGAGCACGCUUCGCUCCCCGGCUCCAGCACGGCUGGCGAGGCAUUCUUCGGUGCCUCUGCUCCUGCGGCCGCGGAGGGCGAUGACGACGAUGAAGUCGAUCUCUUCGGCUCGGAUGACGAAGAGGAUGCUGAGGCGGAGCGCGUCAAGGCUGAGCGUGUCGCCGCGUACAACGUGAAGAAGGCCGCCAAGCCCAAGACCAUCGCCAAGUCCGUCGUGACGUUCGAGGUGAAGCCCUGGGAUGAUGAGACCGACAUGGCAAAGCUUGAAGAGAGCGUACGAUCCAUCGAGAUGCCGGGGCUUGUCUGGGGUGCUAGCAAGCUUGUCCCCAUUGGUUACGGUAUCAAGAAGCUCCAGAUUACCCUCGUUGUCGAGGACGAGCUGGUCUCUCUGGACGACCUCCAGGAGAAGGUCGCCGAGUUCGAGGACUACGUGCAGAGCUCGGAUAUUGCUGCCAUGCAGAAGCUCUGAGCGUGUUCCAUUGCAUUCACAUCUAUUUUGGGGUUGAGCAUGGAAAGAAAUUGUAUACACGCUGUUGUACGGAUCAUAACCAAUUUGUAGCAUUUCUGUAC